Anopheles darlingi is the source of this 558-nucleotide messenger RNA. RefSeq names its product intraflagellar transport protein 20 homolog (gene IFT20). Gene Ontology annotation, cellular component: centrosome; cilium; intraciliary transport particle B. The transcript is spliced from 3 exons. Lineage: Eukaryota; Metazoa; Arthropoda; Insecta; Diptera; Culicidae. The record is from RefSeq and is a predicted model, not a curated record. Bases 99 to 494 code for a protein of 131 amino acids. Gene Ontology annotation, biological process: centrosome localization; protein localization to cilium; intraciliary transport.
UUCCGUUACCAGGGGCAACCGUUUAACCAUACAAACUGUUUUCUUUUCUGGUGAGGUUCGCACCGUAAGUCGCACCUCGUUCCCUGGGCUGAACAACGAUGGGAGAAGAAUUCGGAAAGUCUGGCCUUUUUAUCGACGACCUAUAUGCCCUGCGUGUCAUCGAUCCGGAAGUGGCCAACGAAACGAAUGAGCUGAAGGACGAAUGUGAACAGUUCACCGACAAGCUGGCCGAGUUCCGGCGGAUCAUUGACCAGUUUGCCAACAUCAUCGAAACGUUUGCGGUCGAGGUGGACCAGGAAAAGAUGCGUGCCGUCGGCGUGCAGAACAUGCUGAAAACGUUUUCGAAGCAACGUGAAUCGGAACAGCAGCAGAUACAGAGUGAAAUCAUUGAAAAGAUGGUGGAGCUUGAUAAGCUCAAGAUUGAGUACCAGUAUCUGCAGCGUGUCGAGUCGGAACAGCAGGAAAUGAUCGAUACUUUCUACCAACAUCAGUAGCGGACCACCCACGCUGCCACCUCUGGGAAUGCUGGAAGUGUGACUUAUUAUCAAUGGACUUACU